AUGGCGGAGAGACUCACAGACGAGCAGGUCGCCGACGUGCUGACGAUCCUGCGCAAGGAUGUCGCCGUCGACUCCAAAGUCCAGGUCGUCACCGCCGCCAAGUCGGCCAUCAAGCAGCACAAUGUGCCCGACACCUGCGUCGCGCCGCUCUUCGACGCCUUGCGCCUGGCCUCGUCCUCCCAGCACUCGGCCCUCGUCAACGCCGGCUUCACCGCGCUCAACCACCUGCUCACGCGCCUGUCGCGCCAGGAGCCAAAGUUCCUCUCCCGCGAGGCCAAGAGCACCAUGCCCUUGAUUGUCGAGAAGAUGGGCGACCAGAGGGACAAGCUGAGGGCCCUCGCCGUGCAGGCCAUGUCAACCAUGUACGGAGCCAUACCCGCCGAGGCCGAGCGAUACGUGCGCAACUUUGCCAUGGUCGGCAAGAACCCCAGAGCCAAGGAGUCGGGCAUGCAGUGGUUAUUACAGAUGCACCAGGAACACGGAUUACAGUUCAGGGGCUACGUCCCGACCCUCAUGGAGCUCUUGGAGGACGCAGACGGCAUGGUACGCGAUGCCGCCAGGGCCACUGUCAUCGAACUGUUCCGGGGAGCACCAAACGCCGCCAAGUCGGAUCUAAAGAAACAGCUCAAGAACUUCAAGGUCCGCCCAGCAAUCGAGGCUGCCAUUGUGAAGGAACUGGCACCGACACCCGCCUCGAGAAUAGAAGCAGACACACGGCCCGACUCUGCGCCUUUGGUACGACCAAACCUCGCCGCAAGCAUGUCAUCGCUUGCCAGCGAGAGGCCGAUCACACCGAUGACUGCCGAGGCCAAGGCCGACUCCGUCGAACCGAGUUACGUCAACACGCAGCGCGAGCUGGACGACAUAUUCAGAGAGAUGCACGGCUGGUUCGAAGGCCGCGAGACGGAACAGAACUGGCUGAAGCGCGAAGAAAGUGUCACGAAACUGCGCAGGCUUCUAGCCGGCAACGCGUCUGACUUUCCCGACGCCUUUCUCGUGGGUUGCAAGAAUCUACUGGACGGGAUUAUAAAGGCCGUCACGUCACUGAGAACAAGUCUGUCAAAGGAAGGGUGUGUCCUGGUCCAGGACAUUGCGAACACUUUCGGCCCGGGAAUGGAUCCCAUGGUCGAACUGUUCAUGCAGACGUUCAUCAAACUAGCCGCUGCCACCAAGAAGAUCGCCUCACAGCUGGCCAACACCACCGUUGAUACCAUUAUAGGCCGAACCACAUACACUGCUAGGAUCAUGCAACACAUGUGGGGAGCCUGUCAGGACAAGAACGUGCAGCCACGAAUGUAUGUCACUGGUUGGCUGAGGACCUUGAUCAAGAAAGAAGCGCACCACAAAAACCAUCUCGAGCAUGGCGGUGGGCUUGAAUUGAUGGAGAAAUGUCUUAAGAAAGGCCUGGGAGACGCGAACCCUGGUGUCAGGGAGCAAAUGCGAGCAACGUACUGGGCCUUCUCGGCCGUGUGGCCGACCAGGGCUGUAGCAAUCAUGGACGGCCUUGAGAUGACGGCUCAGAAGCUACUCCUCAAGGAUCCCAACAACCCGGACAAGCCAUCGGCCAAGACUGACCCCCUGCCACGCCCUGGAAUGGGCCUUUCCAAGAGCACCAUGGGCGCCAGCUCCAAGACUUCGCUGAGGGAAACCAUGAUGGCUCAGAAGAGGGCUUUGGCUGCCAAAAAUCUGCCACCGCGUCCGGGAUCUGCAAUGGCCGCAGUAUCACCCGUCCGAACGACCUCAAAUGUGUCGAGCAUGUCAGCCUCUUCUUCAGCCACCGCUCCUGGAACUAGAGCGAGAGCAGAGACGUCGAGCAAGGCUCCUGGUGGUAUUUCCGCAGCGCCCAUGAGGCCUGCAAGGCGACGGCCAGAGAUGGCACCUCGGCCUGCUACUGCCGGGCCCUACUCUGGGCGGAAUCACGACAUUCGGUCCAGCCCACCUGACGUCAAGUCUAAAACUAUCACGCCCAAAACCAUCUCGGGCUCGCCUAGAAGGACAGCGCCGAGACCUCGGCCAGGACAUCAACCUACCCAUAGCGAAUCAAGUGUUCACUCCCCGUCGAAGCCCAUUGCCAAGACUGCGCCUGCCGCUGUUGCGUCUCCUAAGAGCAGUCCUGCAAAGCCCAAGGCCCAGCCUGCAGUCAAUGGUUUACUUUCAAGCAGCCUUUCGAACGCAAACGAAAACGAAGACUUGACACUGGUUGUCCCGAGCAUCGCAAGUUUAACAGAAGGUUCGGAAUCGGCACCAGAUGUCCCUGCCAUAGUGGAAGAUGCCCCAGAGGAGCCCAGGGAAUCAGUUGAGAACGUGGGCGAAGCAGGGAUACGGACACCCUCUCGGACUCCUACGCAGACUCCUUCUCAGACGCCUGUACAGAGCCCUUCAAAGACCCUCAAGGUCUACGAGGAUCCCUUCACAGAAGACCAAACGACACCCCGCCCAGCUGUCAACGACAGUCCUGUGCGUCCUGUUCUCGAAGACAAGCCAGUCAACGAGGAUGCCGCCAAGCUUUCUCUUGCGCAGGGUGAGCCUGCCGCGUCUCCGACGGCCAUUUCAACACCCGAAAAGACCACUCAAAACCGCCUGCUCGAUAGUGGUAUCAAGCGUGUCAAGGCUCAGAGCCUGGACGUUCAUGGUUUCCGGAAACUACAGUCGUUACUGAGAGACGAAAGGGCGAUGCUCAGCGAUGACAAAUUCGACGCCUUGCUCAAUGGGCUUUUCGAGUAUCUCGAAUCACCUCUGGAGAGCAUAGCUCCCGAAAAGGUCCAGGAUGUCAAAACGCAGGUUCUUUCGACCAUCAAGCUUCUCCUCAAGAAGUCUCGCGACAGCUUUCAACCCCACGUGUCACCUGGUCUUGAUGCCCUCCUAGCUUCGCGCGCGGGCUACGAUGCACGUACACACAUUGUCAGCGGCCUAGAGCUUCUAGCCCAGGAACUUGUCAAGAUCGGUGACCCACCUACCAUCGCUGUCUCCAUGACCCGUCGUCUGGGGCCCCUACUUGAGAAGACUGACGCGCGCAGUGGCCGAAGUCUGAGCAUGGGUUUGCACAUCUUGAAGCAACUGAUCGAGAGCAGACCAGAGUUUUCACCCAAUGACUCCGAACUAGACGGUCUUUCGAGCCUCGCGUUGAGAUGCCUGGAGAGCAAGGAGAGCGGUGUGCGUAUGGAUGCCGUGCACCUCUGCGUGGAACUUCACGCCAAAGUUGGCGAGCAACAAUUCUGGGACAGGAUGCAAAGCGUCAAAGACGACCCCAAGAGCCUGAUCACGUACUAUAUUGUCAAGCGUCAGCGUGAGGGCGGCGCACUACAUUAG
Molecule: messenger RNA, 3309 nt
Organism: Neoarthrinium moseri
Lineage: Eukaryota; Fungi; Ascomycota; Sordariomycetes; Amphisphaeriales; Apiosporaceae
Exons: 4
Coding region: 1-3309 (1102 amino acids)
Biological process (GO): mitotic spindle assembly; astral microtubule depolymerization
Cellular component (GO): spindle microtubule; microtubule organizing center; mitotic spindle
Molecular function (GO): microtubule binding
Source: RefSeq, a predicted model, not a curated record